This is a messenger RNA of Trichomonas vaginalis G3, 568 nucleotides long. RefSeq lists its product as uncharacterized. The record is from RefSeq and is a predicted model, not a curated record. The annotation marks the transcript as partial. Lineage: Eukaryota; Parabasalia; Trichomonadida; Trichomonadidae. The transcript has a single exon.
AUGCAGAACGAACAGCUAAACGAAUUUACUCCAGCAGAGCAUAUUCAUCAGAUUCGCUCAUAUUUCGAUAUCAUAGACAAUGCAGUUCAAAUUGGUGACACUAAUAGAAAAUAUUCUGACGCAAAGAUUCCAUCACAACCUGGAACUGCUAAAGAUAACACAUGGGUAACAUUCAAUCUCUCACCUCCUGGUGAAAAUAUGUUGGACCUUUACAAUACAUUCAUUACGUAUAAAAUGGAAGGUCAAUUUAUUGUAGAUAAAGAAAUUGGUUCAGGUUCCAAUAAAACAAACCCACCAGGAUUUUGGAUUGGUUUCGAUGACGCUUUCUAUGCAGUUGCUGGAUAUCAAAUCCUUGCAAAUGGUCGUAUCGUAUAUUCUCAAGACAACGCAAGAGAAGAAGCAUAUAUAACUUCAAACUCACAAACUACCGAACAAAUAAAGAAAGUCGAUGUUUUCUCAAAGACUCGACAUGAAGAUGUAUGGAGUCAUUCGGGAACAUGCAGAACAGGACAAAUUGUUAGUGGUCCAAUUACAGCAGGAAAAUCAUUUGAUUUUAAGCUUCGUUUAA